GGAGGCUGGCCGGCGGGAGGGCGGGUUCCGGAGUCGCUGGCAGAGAUCGGAGCUCGCGCCGGCAUCGCCGCAAGCCCUCAGGUGCCGACCCGGCGACUGCAGGCUGCGCCCCGCUCGGGCGGCUCCCCCUGCAGAGCUCCGCGUCCGCUGACAGCAAGAGCCGCCGCUGGGCAGGCAGGCAGGGCGAGUGCCGCCGGCCGCCCUCUGCACCCGCCGCCGCCCUCCUGCGCCUCCGCUGCCCAGCCCUCCUCUGCUCCCGAGCAGCCCUGCCCGGAGCCCGGCACCAUGACUACGGGAGGAGACUUCGGGAACCCGCUCAGGAAAUUCAAGCUGGUCUUCCUGGGGGAGCAAAGCGUUGGGAAGACAUCCCUGAUCACAAGAUUUAUGUAUGACAGUUUUGACAACACGUACCAGGCUACGAUUGGAAUCGACUUCUUAUCUAAAACCAUGUACUUGGAAGACCGGACAGUGCGGUUGCAGCUCUGGGACACAGCAGGCCAGGAGAGGUUCCGAAGCUUGAUCCCCAGUUACAUUCGAGACUCCACAGUAGCUGUGGUGGUCUAUGACAUCACAAAUCUCAACUCCUUCCAGCAGACAUCCAAAUGGAUUGAUGAUGUCAGAACAGAAAGAGGAAGUGAUGUUAUCAUCAUGUUAGUAGGCAACAAAACAGAUUUGGCAGAUAAGAGACAGAUAACAAUUGAAGAAGGGGAACAGAGAGCUAAAGAGUUGAAUGUCAUGUUUAUUGAGACAAGUGCAAAAACAGGAUACAAUGUAAAACAGCUCUUCCGACGUGUUGCUUCAGCUUUGCCAGGAAUGGAGAGUGUUCAAGAGAAGAGCAAAGAAGGGAUGAUUGACAUAAAGUUGGACAAACCACAGGAACCACCAGCCAGUGAAGGAGGGUGCUCUUGUUAAUGCAAAGCGCAGGAUUCGUCAGCUCCAUUUGACACCACACGCUUGUUGUGUUGCUUCCUAUUGGUUAGCUUCCUAAUACUACAACUUGAGUUAUUCAAUGGGGAGGAUCUCUUUUCUCUCUGUGUCUCUCCAGGGAAGGGAGGGGGUGGCAGGGAUCAGAAUACAUUAUUCAACAGCUGGUUCUAGUUUAUUUUGUUGGGUUGGCUGUAAUAUAUUGUACUUUAUUAAAAAUGCCAAAACAAUUCAGAAUUUUAAGCAAGACACUUUAAUUGCAUUUAUACAGUUCUCAGCUACAGGGACUUGUAUCUUUUUUGGGGACUUUUUUUAAUUGUAUAUUUGUAAACUUACAGAGACAACCCCAAGAUUAUACAGGCUGGCUAAUUUCAGUGAUUGGCAUAAACAGUAGACAUACCUUGUAGGAAACUAGUCCCUGAUUGGUUCACUGAGACACUAACUGUACAAUUCACAGUCCAGUGACAGGCCAGCAAUGUGUGCUACAGUUGCCGGUAUGCAAAACAAGACCUCUGACAAUAUAGCCAUGUAGAGGUGGCCAAGAGGGCUACAACUAGAGACACUUUGUUCAUGACACAGGCAGUGUACUUCCAUAGCUCCCAAAUGGCUUCACAGGGUCUACAGUGCAUGUGCACAUCUUGCUAUCACAUUUCAUACUGUAUUUUAUUAUACUAUGGGAGCAUUCUCUUUUUAGCACUGCUAGGGCAGGUCCAUGUUUUAAGACAUUCACUUGUCACAUAGUCUGAAGUGAGUCCAUUUGAAAAAAACAAUCACACCAGGUAGCGGAAGCCACCACACACAUACACUAGGGUGUAUUAGUGAAACCAGUGUCAUUGCUGUCACUUUAAAUGUAUGGUUGUCCCAUGGGGUUCUGAUCAUCUUUGUUCUCUGCCAGCACAACAACACAACCUAACAUGGUUGCCAGUUUACCUUUAAAGUUGUAUUGAAGAAAGCAUUCAAAAUUGUUUUGCCAAGAAAAAAAAACCACACACAAAACUUUACGCCAAUGUGUCCAGAUGGAUUCAUCUCUGAGCUUAUAAUUAGAAGCAGAUUCCUUCAAGGGAGCAACUCAAAAUGGUGGCCAAGGUUUAAUCAGAAUUGUCAGAUUUCAACCAAAGUCCAUUGGGAUCAGCUCAGUUUUAGCCGAAUGUACUAUUCAUGGUGGUUGAUCAUUAUUAUGAGUGAUAAUAACCUUUGCAUGAGUGGACAAAGAGAGGAAGAAGGCCCUGUUGCCUAAGAAGAGACGAUUACUUUGGCAACAAAGAUAUGAUAGAUAAUGUAUUUAAUUUUUGUAUACAUGUGUAUGCAUGUUUUAUAUUGACAUAAAACAUACAUUUACACACAUCGUUGUGUGGAGGUGUAUGUAAACACACCCACAUACAAUAUAGAUGCUUGGUUUCUACCACUGUUAUGACUUGAAUUGCAACCAAGAACAGUUGUGGAAAAUUACAGUUGCUGCAGUGUGUGGGUCUAGAAGGUUUUUGUUAUUGUUGGGGAAAAGUGUGACUUGUCAUGUCUUCAAUAAAUUAAACUCAGAUUCAUGUGUAACUAGAAAAA
Messenger RNA from Sphaerodactylus townsendi, 2481 nucleotides. RefSeq names its product RAB6B, member RAS oncogene family (gene RAB6B). The record is from RefSeq and is a predicted model, not a curated record. Lineage: Eukaryota; Metazoa; Chordata; Lepidosauria; Squamata; Sphaerodactylidae. Gene Ontology annotation, molecular function: GTPase activity; GTP binding. The transcript has 8 exons. Bases 286 to 912 code for a protein of 208 amino acids.